Messenger RNA from Daphnia magna, 1645 nucleotides. RefSeq lists its product as uncharacterized. Gene Ontology annotation, cellular component: membrane. Gene Ontology annotation, molecular function: hexosyltransferase activity. The record is from RefSeq and is a predicted model, not a curated record. Bases 169 to 1626 code for a protein of 485 amino acids. Lineage: Eukaryota; Metazoa; Arthropoda; Branchiopoda; Diplostraca; Daphniidae. The transcript is spliced from 4 exons.
UUGGCAGUCAAUCUUCCCCAGUGCCAUAGCCGUCCUUACCUCUCAAACUAUAAGAUCAGCUCAAAAAUGAUCCGAUUGUUAUGUCUUGCCGCGUGAUUUAUGGCAAUUUAGGUCGCCUUUGAAACAAUAGAUCGGGAUUGGUGAAUUCGUGUUUGAAGUGGCGCAAAAAUGAAUGGAAAUUUCGCGCCAACUGCCGCCAACUUGAGAGCUCGAUUUCCAAUUGUUUUUUGGAUUUUGUUGUUAUUGGUCAUCGGCAGUAUUAUUUAUUUCAUCUACUUCAUACAACAAUCCGGCGACUUCAGCAAUCAACAGCAGAUAGAGUUAAAAUCUACGCCAACUUUAGACGAAAGGAUCAACAUUUUAGUCGAAGAAAAACAGAUUCUAGAAGUGAAAGUAAAAGCGUGCGAAGAAGAGAAGAAAAAAUUUAGUUUGACGUUAGGCGAGAAAAUAAAAUUGCUCAAGGACGUCGUAGAAAACAGUGAAGAACAAUUAAUCCAACGUCUUGAAAAAGACGUUCAAACCCUCCAAGCGAACGCAACUAUCCAUCAAGAGUUUUUCAAUUACUUUUCAAAUGUUUCACGUCAAUUGGCCUAUCCCGGAGUGGAGUUCUACACGCGUUACAACGUGGCUCGUUUGGGAUUGCGGCCUUUAGCUGGAAUCGAACCGCUCAAACCGGAAUUCGGUCCAGUCAUCAACGACGUGCUCUCGUACCAAUAUUCCCUCACCGUGCCUCCUUGCCGGGAUGUGGCCGGUGUCAAUCGCACUGUGUUCGUAGCCAUCAUUUCAGCUACGGACAAUUUCGAGAAACGAAAUACAACGAGGCCGUUGUGGCCAACACUUUUGAAAGCCCAACAGGACAAAGGUGUGAUGGGCAUCGCCGGAUUCGCGUUCAUUUUGGGCAAACCGGAUCAAAUAGAAACACAAAAACGGAUCGAAGAGGAGAGUCAAAUGUACGGCGAUAUCAUUCAAAUCGAAAUGGUUGACACGUACAGAAAUUUGACCCUCAAACUGGUCGGACUUUUCAAUUGGUUGCACACCCGAAAUUGUUCCAAAGUGGAUUUUGUCGUCAAGGCGGACGACGAUGUCUUCGUCAAUGUUCGAAAUUUAGCUCACUUUGUCCAAUCUCAGCCUCGUCACGACACCAAUCUGACCAUCUUUGGAACUUCAGCUGGAAAUCUGUGGCCGGCGCGAGAUGGCAAAUGGGAAUUGACUUACGAGGAGUGGCCAUGGCAUAGUUUUCCACGUUAUUUCAACGGACCGGCCGUAUUAUUCCCUGGCAACACGAUCGUUCCCAUGUUGGCCUCCUUCCAAACGACGCCCAUGCUGCACAUCGACGACCUCUAUUUCAGUGGCAUUUGCGUCGAAAGGGCUGGAAUCAAAAACAGCUACUCUACCAACUCAACCAAUGUUUUCGAAUAUGCGCCUCCUGAGUCCCUGGAUGCGUGCGAUUUGCGACGGUUCAUUUCGUGGCGGACUUGGUCCAGCAGCAAUAAGAACAACUCGUACGUGGCAACCGAAGACUUUUACAACAACAGAACCCAAUGCAUCGUUAUUGGGGCCAAUAACGAAACCAUUUUGACAAUCGAUUACACUGAACCCGUUCAUUUUUAUUUCCUCAGUGAAUAAGAAUACAAAGUUAAGAUUU